AUGGUGGGAAACAACAACAAGAAGAAGGCUGCUGUGGGAAGGCAAACGUCAGGGACACGCAAUCUGCUAUUAGUUGUAGAAUUCUGUUGGAGCACUGACGGAGGUGAAUUUUUGCUUGCUUAUGGUUACAUGUCAAAUGGAAAAUCAAAGAAAUGUGUUAUGCAUUGCGGUAUCAAGUCAACUAAUGUGAUUUUGGACUCAAAAUGCAAUGCCAUUCUUGGUGAUUUUGGUGCAGCCAUGUUUCUAGACCAGCCUGACCUGGCCCUUCAAACAAGAAAGAUGGUGGGGACAUUUGGCUGUGUAGCUCCUGGAUUUUACUAUCAAGGCAGGGCAGCUAAAGAAGCAGAUGUUUAUAGCUUUGGGGUUUUAGUUUUGGAAAUAGCUUGUGGGAUAAGGAAACACAAAGAUGAGGAGUCACAUCUAGGCCUAGUUGAAUGGUUUUGGGAGCUUUAUGGAGCCGGGAAUGUUCUUGAAUCAGCUGGUGAGAGUGUUCAUCCAACUGCCAAGCAGAGGCCUAAAAUCAGUCAAGCUAUUGAGGUUCUUAAAUUGGAAGUUGCAAAGCCAAAUCUCCCAUUUGAGAUGGCCCCAUUCUUUUGGGAACUUGAGCACUUGAUUCUGCUUAAUCAAGCUUUCCGUCCACCACUUCUGAGUCUCGAGAAUGGCUUGAGACAACACUUCCUGAGAAGCCAACCAUGUAAUAACACCAUUGGUGAGAAUGUGGGUUACAUGCUCUUUGCUUCCAAGCUUGUUGACCAGGGGCUAUGA
Populus trichocarpa (black cottonwood) is the source of this 765-nucleotide messenger RNA. Its product is annotated as L-type lectin-domain containing receptor kinase IX.1. Bases 1 to 765 code for a protein of 254 amino acids. Lineage: Eukaryota; Viridiplantae; Streptophyta; Magnoliopsida; Malpighiales; Salicaceae. The record is from RefSeq and is a predicted model, not a curated record. Gene Ontology annotation, biological process: protein phosphorylation. Gene Ontology annotation, cellular component: plasma membrane. The transcript has 5 exons. Gene Ontology annotation, molecular function: ATP binding; protein kinase activity.